This is a messenger RNA of Mucor mucedo, 1557 nucleotides long. RefSeq lists its product as uncharacterized. Bases 144 to 1292 code for a protein of 382 amino acids. The record is from RefSeq and is a predicted model, not a curated record. NCBI's taxonomy places the organism in Eukaryota, Fungi, Mucoromycota, Mucoromycetes, Mucorales, Mucoraceae. The transcript is spliced from 4 exons.
AAAAAAAAAAAAAAAGCAUCAAGUUUAUUUCAUCAGCUCAGAAAAAAACAUUUACAAAUUGCAAAGACAAAUAUGCCUGUGUAUGCUGCAGUGUAUACGAGGAUAAUCUUGAUACGUUAGGAGAACACAUUACCAGCACACACAUGGCACGUUUUCAUCCAGCUCUGGAAGCAAGCUUUCAUCGACUUGAAGAGAAAAACAAAUGGAUAUUAUCUACAGGUAAAGUGGUAGAGGACGUGUUGAACAAACUUAGCAAGUCUUGUUUAGUCGAUCACCCUUCUUGCUCAAUGAUUUUGGAUUUGGAUGACAAGACCUAUAUAAAAGAAGGACUUUUCACACAAGAAGAAAUCGUUGAAAUGAAGCAAAAAAACUUGAUCGGUUUUGUAGAUACUUUACCUACAGACCUAGCAAACUAUAUCAACGGCUUCAAUUGCGAUAAUGCUAAAGAACUCCGAGCGCAGCUUCUCAAAGUACAGGAUUGGGAACAUAUUUACGAUUCUAAAAAAUAUCACGACUUUGACUGGGUCAAACAUACUAUCUUUUCUUUUGUGAGACUUUAUGAAUCAGGAAAUCUCAAGAAGAUCCAAAAAGAAACUUGGUACAAUAGUCAUGUCUGGUCGCUUAUUGACACCAUAUUCGACGACAUAGACACACUACAUGUUAUUCGUGGCGAAGCAGCAAAUGCUGCCAGUACAAGACGAAAAAAUAUGGAUAGGGUGAUUGGAUCCAAAGACAAAAUCGCAAGAGCUUUCACUGGUUACAAGUGUGAUCUGAUUGUAAGAGAAGAAAAAGCUGAUCAUGAAUACGCAGAUGAGUAUGGAGUUGGAGAAACUGCUAUACAUCACUUAAACACCAAGACAAUUGAAGAAAAGGGGAUAAAAUUGCCAAAGGUGAUGAAGGAUAUGCUGGACAAAUUAGUUACAAGUAAUCAGAACGAGUACCAAGGCCUCUCGAUAUUUGGAAUCCAGACUUCAGGUCUAUCUAUUACCUUGUUGGCUGCAGACAAACCCACGCCUUAUAUCACACGAAUAUCAAAAAUCAAAGAUUUGUCUGUAUCAAGUGACAUAUCUCAUUUUACUAGAAGCAUUUUACCCUUAAUUGUUUUAAUAUGGCAAUUUAAACAACAAAUACUGAAAGUUAAAAAGAAAGUGUCUUUAAACCAGAAACGCAAUUACCCGAAGGACAACAGCGAAUGGCUAAACACCUGUUUGGAAUAUGACAACGUCGUCAUUAUGCCUGUCACUUCUACCUCAACUGAGUACGUGAAUAAAAGAAGGAAGCAUUAUGCUUGAAUCGACUUCUCGCCUUAACAAUUCCAAUACGAUAUGAAACCUCCCCAGGUUUAUGAAAUAAUUAAACUAAAUAAGACGCAUGAAUCCUUUUGAUAUCUCACCUUUAAAUAAAGCCGAUAUUCUGACAGUUUAAUUUGAUUACGAUACCUCUAUUUAAAUUCUCAAUCCAGUUAACAAGCUAUCAUCUUUCAAAAUCUUCUUAUAUACAUUACACGUCUUGAAUUAAAGAGGUUCACACAUGUUUGCGGUAAGUCCGAAAUCGUCC